Molecule: messenger RNA, 621 nt
Organism: Diaporthe citri
Lineage: Eukaryota; Fungi; Ascomycota; Sordariomycetes; Diaporthales; Diaporthaceae
Exons: 2
Coding region: 1-621 (206 amino acids)
Biological process (GO): transmembrane transport
Cellular component (GO): membrane
Molecular function (GO): transmembrane transporter activity
Source: RefSeq, a predicted model, not a curated record
AUGGGCGUGUGGGGCGUAAUAUCGGCAUCGCAGACCGUAGUUCGCGAUUUUGCGGGCCUGGCCACUGCCCGAUUCUUCAUCGGGUUCGUGGAAGCCGUGUUCUUCCCUGGGGGUUUGUUCUACCUCUCCCUCUUCUACAACCGCAAGCAGUACGCUUUCCGCGCCGCUCUCUUCUACUCUGGUUCCCAACUAGGCAACGCCUUCGGUGGGCUUCUUGCCAUCGGGAAUUUGGAGCUAGAUGGAAAGCACGGGCUGGAGGGAUGGAGAUGGCUUUUUCUCGUCGAAGGCGUCAUGACUAUUGGACUGGCAAUCGUGUUCGCUCUGGUUUUGCCGAAUUCCCCUAGGGAGCUCAAAAGCUUGACGAAAGUUGAGAAAGCAUGGGUUAUUUGGAACCAGCAACAAGAUCAGGGACAGAGCGACGAUCGGUCUGAGAUUACAGCGAAGAAAGGAUUAUCUCUAGCGAUAAAGGAUUCGAAGACAUGGCUCCUCCUGACAAUCCUCUAUGCCAUUUAUACCUCCGAGCAAAAGUGGUUUCCCCGUGUAUUCCGACACAUUGGGCACCCUGGAAUGGAGGAAGAAGUCCUUGUCCAAGUGUUUCGGAAGAGAUGGCUGCUAGCGUAA